CAAAGAUUUACGCUUCCAUUGCACCCCGCACCGCCGCUCCUGCCCGACACCGUAUCAGCUGUUGGUGCCGCAGUCGAAGUCGUCUGAAGGAAUCUCUGCCGCCCUCAUACGCUCUCUCGCCUCCGAGAAAUCAGAGUUAUCUCUGUUUUUCUCUCUCUCAGAAACACAGUGGUUCGUUUCAGCCCCUAAUCGGCGCCGUUGACUUAGAUUGAGGCAUAUUACUAAGAUUUCAGAGAACUUACUCUUGUAGAUGUCUAGGUAGCUGUCUGAUUAUUACAAUACCACUACGCCGACUCUUUUAGUGGUCCGCCGUUAAUAUGGCAAUCUCAGUGUCGAGAAGGCUGUUGCGCUCUUUGGGCUCCCUAUCAACAUUUGGGCAAUGUAAUUCUUCGUGUACCAUGAGUCAGUCGUUUUAUAAUUCCCGUGAAAUUUAUGGUCACGUUAAAGGGAGUAGCUCUAUGUUUGCGGGCUGUUCUACCCUAUUGAAGGCUGGAACCUUUCUUGUCUCCAAAGGGCUUUCCACCUCUAUUUUGACUCCCGAAUCAAGCAACGCUAAACCAGUUGUAUCAGAAGAGCGCAAGAUAGGGCUUCUUCAGGACCUGAUGAUUCCUGUGACAAACUUUCAAAAUGAAGACAAGGGGUUCAUGGUCUUGGCUGGAGAUGUUUUUGACGUCCCUAUCAGGAAGGACAUCAUUCAUCGGGUUGUUAGAUGGCAGCUUGCAAAGAGACAGCAGGGAACACAUUCAACAAAAACAAUUAGUGAGGUUAGUGGCACCGGGAGAAAGCCAUGGCGACAAAAAGGUACUGGUAGAGCAAGGCAUGGAACACUGCGUGGUCCCCAGUUCAGAGGUGGUGCAGCUAUGCACGGCCCUAAACCACGAAGUCAUGCUUUCAAGCUUAAUAAGAAAGUUCGUCGUUUGGGUUUGAAGAUAGCUCUUACAGCUCGUGCUGCAGAAGGAAAGCUUCUGAUAUUUGAUAAUCUGGACGUCGCUACACAUAAGACGAAGUAUAUCGUGAACUAUGUCAAUGAAAUGGAGAAUACUAAAAAAGUUCUUCUAGUCGAUGGUGGCCCCAUCGAUGAGAAACUGAAGUUGGCCACACAAAACCUUCAUUACGUCAAUGUUUUGCCUUCUAUAGGUUUGAAUGUGUACAGCAUUCUUCUACAUGAUACUCUUGUCAUGUCUCGUGAUGCUGUAGAAAAAAUUGUUACCCGGAUGCACACUCCAAUCAACCGCUGAAGCCGCAGUGCAUUUGACCUGAAUUAUAUGCUCAGCUCAGAUCAGCAAUAACCUUUAUUUCUUUGCACGAAGGGGUGAAAACCUGUAUGGUGUUUCCGUUGAGUUUGAAACUUCGCUUCUGCUGAUUAGCACUUGAAGGCAUCGGAUAGUUAGUUUUGAAGCUGUAGUUUGUGGUGCUCGAAAAUAACCAAAAGAGCCAAUUCUUACUGGCAGAUUUUUCUGAGACUAAGGUUAUCACAUCUUGCAGAUUUUUUUUUUCCUCUUUAGAAAAUCAUGUUACUGAUUUCUUUUUAUAUAACGGUUAUUCUGAGACUAAGGUUAUCG
Messenger RNA from Cucurbita maxima (winter squash), 1562 nucleotides. Its product is annotated as 50S ribosomal protein L4. Gene Ontology annotation, molecular function: structural constituent of ribosome. Gene Ontology annotation, cellular component: ribosome. Gene Ontology annotation, biological process: translation. The coding region runs from base 318 to 1238 and encodes 306 amino acids. NCBI's taxonomy places the organism in Eukaryota, Viridiplantae, Streptophyta, Magnoliopsida, Cucurbitales, Cucurbitaceae. The record is from RefSeq and is a predicted model, not a curated record. The transcript has 9 exons.